This is a messenger RNA of Toxotes jaculatrix (banded archerfish), 2502 nucleotides long. RefSeq names its product V-set domain containing T-cell activation inhibitor 1-like. Lineage: Eukaryota; Metazoa; Chordata; Actinopteri; Toxotidae. Bases 251 to 1306 code for a protein of 351 amino acids. The transcript has 7 exons. The record is from RefSeq and is a predicted model, not a curated record.
ACACGGUGUAGAUGCUAACUUCCUGCUUCUCUUGGGUCUGUGCAUGUUGUUAGCGUGUUAGCGUCAGCUGUCGUUAAAGGCUAAUAACUAACUGAUUACACUGAAUUAUUCAUUGUUGAAGAGGGAUCGACUCUAAGUUUAUUCAGGACUUAACGUUUUUGGAGGAGUACCUCAGCUAACUACAAGUUAACUUUCUGUUACUUCCAACGAAGUUAGCCUUGAAGAGCUAACUUGCUAACUAUCGUUAAAGAUGUUCAGUCCUAAAACUCAGACCUCUCUGCUUCACUUCAUCUGUCUCCUCACUUUUACUGGAAUAACACGGGGACAAUCACACGGGUCAGUUGUCAAAGUGGUUGAUGGGCGUCAGGCCAUCUUACCCUGUUCCCUCGGCCCCGAGCAGAACAUCCAGCAAAUGGUCUUUGACUGGAAGAAAGAUGGUGGGAAGGAGGUGUUCUUCUACGAUGCUGGCAUUCAUUACAACAACGGCCGUUCAGGUCAGGAUGAGCAGUUCAAAGGACGCGUCUCACAUUUUGAAGAACAACUGAGGCACGGCAACGCUUCCAUAAUGAUCCGAAACACAAAGGUGGCCGACAGUGGAAACUACACCUGUGUUUUUCCACUUCUCAAGCCAGAAAGAAAAACAUUCAACAUUGAACUUAUUGUUGACUUUGAGGUGAGAGAUCGUUCAGCAGAAAUCACAGGUGCAGCUCCAGCUCCAUACAUCCGGAUCCUUAAUGCCACAGACGCUGGGGUUCUGCUUCAGUGUGAGGUUCGAGGUGCUUCUCCAAAGCCGAAGGUCGAGUGGCAAGACAGUGAUGGGAACGUUCUUCCUGCUGAGGAGCCACAGGUGUCUGAAAGCGGAGGCCGCUACAACGUCACCCUCCGCACCACUGUAACCAAGACAACAAGCAACCACUUCCACUGUGUAGCCAAGCAGGAGGACUUCGGUCACAGGAUUGAAGGCGACAUCUAUUUGCCAGAGAAACUCUUUGAGGACAGGUCCCUCUACGUAGCGAUUGGAUUCAUAGGUGGAUGGUUUUUUGGAAUUCUGACUCUGGCAGUGGCUCUGGCUCUAUGUGUAUACACAAAACACAACUCGAAACGCUUGCUGAAAGGUUUUUUCCAGCGGAGAAACGGUUCUUCAGAGGGGAUAUUUGCACCAGUUCAGUCAGCUUCUUGUUCUGGUUCCAGUCCUGCAGAGGAGCCUCUUAGAUCAGUUCAGUCAGCUCCCUGUCCUGAUUCCAGUCUUUCAGAAGAGCCACUUGAAUCAGGUAGUGCUUGUUGGCUGUACAUCUGUAAUCAGUGAGUGCAUGUAUAGAGGAUCUUUCUCAGUGGUCAGUCAAUGGUUGGAAUGACAGAGUGGUUUUGAUAAAACACGUUACAUUACAGUAUACAAACAGUCCAGACCUUAAGUUGGACAGUGAGACAUUUUUCCUUUGAGCCUCAGCACAUUCAACUAUAAAUAAACUACAGUAUCCUACAGUAAAGGUUCAGAUAAGUGUAGAAAGAGCUGUGUGGCAGCUACAGGUCUCUGAUAGAUUGGUGCUUUUUUUUAAUCUUCAUUAUCAUCUUCAUCACUUACAUGGUCACCUCUUUGCGCCUGAUAUUGACAGACAGCUCCACCUCAUUCUAAAAACCAAGUGUCAGUCACCUCUGAGGUAUGAGUGAGCUCUUCUAUGCACUGCACACACUAACAUUGAAAUGACAUACAACUGCCCCAAAAAACAUCUGUCAUAGAAAAUGAAUGAGAUAAAGUUAAGGUGAAUUACAAUAAGUAAUUUAAAUUAUACAGAUGGACUCAAACCUAAAAGUUAAGUGGGGCUCAGACCAAAGGCGUCGGCCACUGAGUGAUCAGAGGACCUGUUAGACCUGCUGGUCCCUCGCUCUCAGGUUCAUGAUAAAAUCAGCAGAAUAGGAUUCGUCGUUUUUUUUUUUUUGUGCCUUAAAACAUCAGGAAAAAAUACAGCUUCUGCUGGUGACACGAGGCAAUAAUGGUUGAUACAGUUUCCACUUGUAAAAUUGGCUAAAAGCCACCAUCAGCAUUUAGUAUAAGCUGUGAGCAUUGUUCAGCUUCAGCCUGAAUAAAGAUGAAUGUUAUUUAUGUUAUAGUUCAGAUGAAGAGACAGAAACUAUAUUUCAGAACUGAGACUAAGAAAUGAACUGAACGGGAAUGUUCCCAGUCACUUGGAUUUUAGAGAAAAAAAUGGUGAUAAAAUCACAGCUUUAAUUUUUUAAAAACGUCUUUAAAGUGCCAGGAUGCUACUGAACUAAUGCUUGUAAAUAUUUUAUAUCUUUAUGUGAAGAUUUUUAAAGUGUAAAAUUGAAUAUAAUUAUGAAGUUACCUGUUUAUAUUCUAGACUCUGAUGUUUUUUUUUACAUGUUACUGGUACUGUUCAAACAGUACGAUCCUGAUUGUGUUAUGAGAGACUGUUUCAUACAUAAAGACAAUUAUGCUUUCUCAUUAAGGCUUUGUGUGUGUGUGUGUGUGUGUGUGUGUGUGUG